Molecule: messenger RNA, 1617 nt
Organism: Paraglomus occultum
Lineage: Eukaryota; Fungi; Glomeromycota; Glomeromycetes; Paraglomerales; Paraglomeraceae
Source: the annotation of a GenBank genome assembly
AUGACACUCAAGGAAGUUCGGAAGGAACUUUCUGUAAAUGAUGAAAAUGGUAAAUGCAUUAUGGAGGAUGAUAUGCUCUUCUGUGACCUCAACAACGCACAGAUAAGGCAGAUUGAUGAAGGAAAAUAUUAUCUCGGCAUUAUACUAAAUGAAAUGAACGUCAUCUGCAUUACACGAUGUAAGACACUGGAAGAAGUCAUACCUCAUUUAAUUAGGCAGAGAAAGUUAGAUUGCGGUAUUCGAUGGACUGAAAGUGGACCAGCGCAAUCAGACAACGUAGCCUUUAAGUUUAAAAGCUAUGCUGUUAUGGGCGAUAGAAUUGAGUAUAUUGAACGUGCGUUUGAACAAACUAACAAUCGUAAACGCUCUGUACUCUGUGAAAACGGCAUCGAAUGGAAACUUGAUUUGAAGACGUUAUGGCAAUCUACCGGCCUCGGCGCACACUUUACGAAUGAAAGAUCGAAUGAAUCGAGUACAAAUCAUAGAAAAUAUCGGCAUGUCCAGAGGCAUAUCCGAGCGACACUAUUCAUGAAAAGUGAACACAUUGAACCUUCUGAUAACUUCAAAAAUGAGGUAGAGGAAGCUGUGGGGUUGCUUGAUCUAGGAGCGAAGAGUGCAAAGUUGAAAGAAAUUUGCGAGAAAUAUGGGUACUUUUGGGCGAGAGAAGUACACUUGGGGGGGAUGAUUAUCAAUACCGAAGAAGAGAGGGAAAACGCCAACGUACAAUCAGCUCGGAGAAGAGGAGGCCUUGAUAUUAAUAUGAAAACAGGUCCAUCAGAAUUAAGGAGUGGAAUAUCUCAAAAUAAUGAUAGAUUGAACCAAAAUUCAUCCAGCAAUGCAAACACGAAGUUUACAGUUAUUGGUGGAGAUUUGAACACUUACAUACAUCCGGGUGAUGAAAGCAAGUGGCACAGAACACUCCAAGACUCUUCUACCUGGGAGAUAAUCCAUUAUGAAGACAUAGUUCCAAUAUAUGAAAUUUUUGAAGAAAGGAUACAAAAUGCUAUUCGUGAAAUAUUCAGAGCAAAAGUUUGUUAUAGUGGCAUUGAUGUAUUGGACCUUCAGGAAAAGAAUUUUUGUAUACGUCCAAUAAGGUUUCCCCCUAACGUGUGGGAAGGAAUUAGACAGCAUCAAAUAUUUGCAGAAGUUAUGUAUGAAGGCGAGCCUGAUACUAUGUUUGCUGCAAACAUUGAACAAACAGAGGGGUUACCAAAUGUGCGUGUUUCCAAAAUUCAAGCAAGUGGCAGUAGAAAUUAUAAUUUUUUCAGGAAAAAAAGCAAGUUAAAAUUAGCCUACAUUAUCACGGGAUAUCCAAAAUCAUCUGAUUCUCAAACGAAAGACGAGUUAUCAGUGGAAGUUGCUGUUGUUCAAGGCGAAAAGAAAAAUGACAAGUUUGUUGCUUCAUUGCCAGAGGUUACAAAUAUCCAAGGGUUUUAUCAAAAAGCUGUUUUAAUUACUUGUUAUAUAACACAACAGACUAUGCUGGCAAUGCAGAAAACUGGAUCCAAAAGAAGAGAUUCUGACAAUUGUAUUGUUUUUACAAUGCACCUUCACAAGCCUGAUGAUGUCAGACCUACUGAACCUACAGUUGCACUGCCAAUGGUGCUUACAAAAUGA